CCCAGCGACCCAGCCGGCACGGCAGCCACACUGGCACCCUGCAUACACAGCCAGACAUCAAAACGAGAAGACCGAGCCACCAAGCAAAAACCGAGAGCUCCUGCAGCAGUGCAGGGAGAGGAGGAGAUCACCAAGCAUGGCGACCGCGGCGGCCUCGUCGUUCCUCUCUCCGGCAAAGUUCGCGCUCCAGAGCCGGUCUCCGAGCUUGAAACCCGCGCGUGGCGUCAGGUUCGUUCCGGCACGAGCCCAGCAGCAAGUGAAAGAGCAGGACCCCGAGGCGACCUUGCCGCCGCCGCAGGAGGCGGCGGAAGAACCGGCGGCGAGGGCGAAGAGGAAGGGCCCCGCGGUGUCGCUGCCGCGGCAGCCGCUGGCGGAGAGCAAGAACAUGGGGCGGGAGUACGGGAGCCAGUGGCUGAGCUGCACGACGCGGCACGUGCGCAUCUACGCCGCGUACAUCGACCCGGAGACGCACGCCUUCGACCAGACGCAGACCGACAAGCUCACGCUCAUCCUCGACCCCACCGAGGAGUUCGUCUGGAACGACGAUACCUGCCAGAUGGUCUACAACGAGUUCCAGGACCUCGUCGACCACUACGAGGGAGCUCCACUGUCAGAAUACACGCUUCGUUUGAUCGGCUCGGAUCUUGAGCACUACAUCCGCAAGCUUCUCUACGACGGGGACAUCAAGUACAACAUGAAUUCCAGGGUGCUUAAUUUCAGCAUGGGGAAACCCCGCGUCAAAUUCAACAGCAGCCAGAUCCCAGAUGUAAAAUAGAUGUAUGUAAAUCCAGUAGUGAAUGGGUUCUCGGUUCAAAAGCUGAUCAAAAUAUGUACAACGGACAAUGGCAUUCCUGAAUUAAGACUUCACAGAUACAAAACAGCAUUGCC
Molecule: messenger RNA, 888 nt
Organism: Brachypodium distachyon (stiff brome)
Lineage: Eukaryota; Viridiplantae; Streptophyta; Magnoliopsida; Poales; Poaceae
Product: NAD(P)H-quinone oxidoreductase subunit M, chloroplastic
Exons: 2
Coding region: 137-775 (212 amino acids)
Molecular function (GO): oxidoreductase activity, acting on NAD(P)H, quinone or similar compound as acceptor
Source: RefSeq, a predicted model, not a curated record